AUGUUGUGCGCACAGAUAUGUGCAUGCAUGAGGCACGCUGUGAUUACGAGGCUGCAGGGUGAUCAAUGCGGCAACACAUCCGGACCGAGCUGACGAGCUUACAUAAUGGCGCUAGCUCCGCGUCUCGUGAACGAUCCGGAAAGAGCACAGCCCUAAAGCGCUAUCACAACGAACGUGCGUUCACUCAUCUCUGUUCAGGAAUUCAGUAAUGAUGCAGCGGGAAGAGAUGGAGGGUCGUGGGGCGGCGCGACAAUGGCUGCGAGGGACACUAGUACUCGUCAGCACAUGAUUGGUUCAGGGCGGAUGUCCCACCGAUAGGCGAUAUCGAAAUUCCACGAAGUCUAUCACACCCAUAUCUCUAUUGUGCCUCUACAGUGCUGAAACCAUCAUGCCGGCACAUACGAUCCUGUUCUGGGUGACAUUGCCCGUCCUUCUGGGCGUCAUACUUUACCAGAUCGGUCUUCAGACCCUCCUCCCAGCCUCGAUACACGAAUACGCUGGGUUUAAGGUAUUCCGCAGUCUCUUCGAGGACACGCACUGCUACACUUCUGUCACAACGCUUUCAUCUGGCCUGCCCAACGCUGAGUGCUUCAGCGUCUCGAACGGAAGGUUCUCGAGGGUAUUCGAGUAUGACCUCAUUAAGCAAGAUUCGUCCUUCGAUGCCGUCAAAGACGCACGUGCUGGACAUGUGUACCCUGGUCUGUGGGAUGGUCACGGCCAUCUGGUCCAAUAUGGAGAACUACUCAAUUCCGUGAACCUCUUCGGUUCUGAGUCCAUGGCCGAGGUCCAAGAUCGGCUUGUACAGUACAAGGCAGAUCAUCCGGAGGAAGGUACAAACCAGCAUUGGAUGAGGGGUGUUGGUUGGGACCAGGCCAAAUUCAAUAGCAACUGGCCGACUACCUCUGAUCUCGAGAUCAACGAAGCUUUCAAGGGCCAGUAUGUCAUGCUCGACAGGGUUGAUGUGCACUGUAUCUGGGUCUCUGACAAGGUCCUUGAUCUUCUUCCUUCGCCCCUACCUGAGGUGCCAGCUGGAGGUGAGAUUGUAGCCAAGGGUGUCUUCUGCGACAAUGCGAUGGAGAUGGUUCUGGAACACUACCCUAAACCUGGUAAAGAUCGUAAAACGAAGUUCGUCAAGGAUGCCAUGGACGAGCUUAACAAGUUGGGCAUCGUUGGAAUGCACGACGCCGGUGUGGUUCCUAGCGAGCUGAUGCUCUACGAGGAGCUCUCGGAUGACAAAGACUGGACUGUCAGGGUCAAUGCAAUGAUUGAGUGCGACGCUCGCAACACUUUCUGCCCGCACGAUGUCAAGAAAUUCAGCACGCCAAACGGCAAGUUCCACGUUCGCAGCGUCAAGUUAUUUGGCGAUGGGGCUCUAGGUAGCUGGGGCAGCGCUAUGAUCGAUCCUUAUAGCGACAAAGAGACUUCAACUGGUUCUCUGCUGGUGAACGCAACCGUUCUUUCGUCGCUGACUCACAACUGGGCGGCUGAAGGAUAUCAAGUGAAUAUCCAUGCCAUCGGUGAUCACGCAAACCGACUCGCCGUCGACGCGUUUGAGAUUACACUGAAGCUCCAGUGCCCUGAAAUCACAAAGCUCAAGCGGUGUCAGCAGGAAAAAUUCCGCUUCCGUAUUGAGCAUGCACAGAUCAUCCAUCCAGAUGAUCAGCGUCGUAUGUUCGAACUUGGGAUCAUCCCUUCUAUUCAGCCUACGCACGCUACCUCGGACAUGGGAUAUGCGGAGUCAAGGCUCGGCAAGCAGCGAACGGCAGACGAAGCUUACAGGAUGCGCUCGCUCCUGCCUCUCGGCCCAGUCCUUGGUAGCGACUUUCCGGUCGAGCCGGCCAACAUCUUUGAAGGCAUGUACGCGGCAACCACUCGGCGUAGCCCGCGGACAGGUCUCGACCUCAGCGGUGGCAAGAUUGGCUGGUAUCCCGAGGAGACACUUACCGUCGAGGACGCAUUGAAGGGUUUUACUACCAAUCCCGCAUACGGCGCGUUCCUAGAUGGCAAAGCUGGUGUCAUACAGGAGGGGGCGUGGGCAGACUGGAUCGUGCUUGACGAGCCAUUGGAAGGCUUGGACCUGGAGGAUCUUCGUAAGGUCACUGUACGGGAGACGUGGGUGGGCGGCGAACUGGUUUACCAACGCCCUGGUCACUGAACGUGCCGACUUCGUCUUUCAUGCACGACUUCCAGAACGCGUGUUACAUCUCGACGCGCUGCAGGUGCCUGUCAUACCUGUGACGAUCAAAAGCAAGACUACUACGGUCACAUAUGGUAAGCUAGGGUGUACUCGGCCGUAGGACCCUGGACGCCGUGUCAGAUUCUUCACCUUACUGCAUACAAGUUGACCUCACUACCUUCCUGAUUGCUUGUUUCUUUGUGUAACUCC
Molecule: messenger RNA, 2386 nt
Organism: Macroventuria anomochaeta
Lineage: Eukaryota; Fungi; Ascomycota; Dothideomycetes; Pleosporales; Didymellaceae
Product: amidohydrolase 3
Exons: 4
Coding region: 389-2155 (588 amino acids)
Molecular function (GO): hydrolase activity, acting on carbon-nitrogen (but not peptide) bonds
Source: RefSeq, a predicted model, not a curated record